AUGCCGGAAAAAGGUAGAAAAAAAGGAUACAAGUAUUUAAAGUGUAAUUUUUGUAGUAAGGAUAUUAAGGGAGGGAUGAAGAGAGUGAAAGAACAUCUUGCUUGCACAGACAAAGAUGUAAAACCAUGUCCUAAAGUACCUAAAGAAGUCAAGGAUGAGAUAAGUCAAUAUUUGAAAGACUAUGAAAAUACAAAAUUUAUUUCUCAACGAAAGUUUGAUGAGGCGGUGGAUUGUGGAUCCUACUUUGGUGAUGGACCUAGUGGUUGUGGUAGUGGCACUCCUUUGGAGGGCGUGAAUUCUUGUCCUAGCGAUUGUGUAAAAGAUGCACAAAAAUUGUUUGAAUUACUUGAUGGUGUUGUUGAAGAAAUUGGAGAAGAUAUUGUCAUUCAGGUGAUCACUGAUAAUGCAAGUGCAUACAAGGUAGCUGGAAGAUUAUUAAUGGAGAAGAGAAAAAGUUUGUAUUGGACUUCGUGUGCUGCUCAUUGUAUUGAUUUGAUGCUUGAGAAAAUUGGAGAAUUGCCACAACAUAAAAAUGCUUUUCUUAAAGCAAGGAGAGUUAGCAAUUUCAUCCAUAACCAUCAAUGGGUGUUGAGUUUAACAAGAAAAUUUGCAAAGAAAGAUAUUCUUCAACCAGCUGUCACACGAUUCGCCACUGCCUUUCUAACUUUAGAAAGUAUGCAUCAAUUGAAGCAACCACUACAAAUGAUGUUCGUUUCAAAAGAAUGGUCAAGUUGUGCAUGGGCAAAGAAACCUGAAGGGAAAGCUAUGAAAAAAAAUCAUAAUGAAUGA
Molecule: messenger RNA, 789 nt
Organism: Humulus lupulus (European hop)
Lineage: Eukaryota; Viridiplantae; Streptophyta; Magnoliopsida; Rosales; Cannabaceae
Exons: 2
Coding region: 1-789 (262 amino acids)
Source: RefSeq, a predicted model, not a curated record